Molecule: messenger RNA, 1534 nt
Organism: Klebsormidium nitens
Lineage: Eukaryota; Viridiplantae; Streptophyta; Klebsormidiophyceae; Klebsormidiales; Klebsormidiaceae
Source: the annotation of a GenBank genome assembly
AUGAAGCACAAUCUUCGUUGUAGAGCAGGCGGAGCCUGUAUCCGUUCCUUUCGGAAAUGAGAGAGGGAGAGCUUGAUUCAUUGCCUCAGCUUGAUGAGGUGCGCGCUACAAUCUUGGAAGUGGAGGCCAGCUGAUAAAACCUCUGCGGGUUUCCUAAAGCAUGCCCUUCUUUGCAAUCUGACUACUUCACAAAAUGAAGUCACGCAUUCUUUGCGCAGCUCUCCACAUAUUUCAGCUUCUUCAGACAGCUCAAUCCACUCCAGACUAUGUUGUGACCACAAUCAGACAUGUGAACGAAACUUCUGCAAACAUUGGCCAGUUUGUGAAGGCAAGCGGCCAAACCAGCAGAGCUUUCUAUGAGGGCCUCCUCUUUGUGAACAACCAUGCAGCAAUCAGCGUGUUGCACAGCAACGGCACCAUCCAGACGCUGGCUGGCAGUCGGAAGAAGGGCUACAACGAUGGCCCUGCAUUGACUGCCCUCUUCGAGAAGAUUGAAGGCGUCGAGGCAGACGAUGCAGGCAACCUGUACAUUGCCGAUGCUGGCAACAACGCCAUCAGGAUGCUCGAUAACAUGGGUUUUGUUUCUACAAUUGCCGGAAAGCCCACCACGAAGCCGGAACUGGAGCGGAGCGGGGGCGACCAAGGGCUCCUGAAUGGCCCAUCGGACGUGCUGCUGCGUCGCCGGCCGUGCAGCCUGCUCGUGUCUGACCUGGGCAACCACCGCUUGCUUAGCAUCAGCCUGCCGGCGUCCUCUUGCGUAUCGUCCACUGACGACGGCUGGACUUGGUUCGACUGCUUCGCUGUCAGCAUUCUUGUCGUCGCCGGUUGCCUGCUUUGGGAGCUCCUCCUCCGAACCUUUCCAACGUGGUCAGACGCGCUUGUCGCAGGGACUCGCAAUGUCUAUCAGCGCUUUUUCACUAGGGGCGCGGGUGAGUACGCUCCACCAAGAGACUUGCUGUAUGACGUGGAGGCACCCCCGUUGAUACACGUGGCAGAGCAAGAGCAGGCGCCGUCUACAGAUACGAUAUCGUCUUCUCCGGAGCAUCAAACAACGGUGCAGAUUGUGCAAGAGGCCGCUCCGGAAGAAACGCCUGAAGACGCCGCGCUCGCCGCCGCCGGAAGAAGCGCUUCCCCCAGUCCGCCGAUCCCCAUCAGCACUCCCCCGGGCGUGUCCAUCGAGCAGCUCGAAGGGAGCCCGUUGCAGGCCGGCGCCAGCUCGCAGAUCUUCUCGAUGUCGCCAGAGGGUUGGGAGAAGGUAGAAGAGGAAGUGAAAAGCUCCCCGGAAGCGACCGCCAGCCAUUUCGUCCCUGCUAGUACUGACACCCUGCGAGAGGACUACUUUGCGGAUCUGAACCCGCUCAGGAAGGAGAAGACGGAAGGGAAGGACUAGAGCGGCGGGGGUGGACACGAAGGGAAGUCGACGAGCGGCGUUCGAAGGAACUGUUGCUUCAUAAGAACCCCACAAAACAAAGUACCUUGCGCGUACUCAGUGGUAGGAUUUUGCGAAGGUGCUCUAAAUCCAGGAGAAACCGAG